Messenger RNA from Bactrocera oleae (olive fruit fly), 2346 nucleotides. Lineage: Eukaryota; Metazoa; Arthropoda; Insecta; Diptera; Tephritidae. The record is from RefSeq and is a predicted model, not a curated record.
UACCGCACCGCCACCGCAUAGCUUGACGAUUUGUUGUGGUUGAAGCGAUCACAGCAACGAUUGCUAUGAUACGCGGCGCUUUCGAAAGCAGCAAACAAAACAAAGCAAAAACAACAACAAAACAAUUUAAUAUACAGCUAAAGGACAAAAGUAAUAACGACAAAAACACACAUACACUCGCAAAAUGGGUUGAAUAAUAUAGAAUAUAACAACAGUUUCAGCUGGCCAAGCAAAGCGGAAGGUGUAGCACACCUGCUGGCGCAAAAGUAGCAACAGUAUAAAUAACAAAGAACAGCUGAGUGGUUUAUUGUACGCCACUAAACCGCUAGUUUAACGACUGCAAGGGAAGGCGAAAAUAUUUUACGGUCACAUAACAAACGCCAAGUGAAGAAGUAAUGUGUAAUUAAAACAGCAUUAGUUUAUUACAAAACACUGCGGUUGGUGGACACCCCACUCUACUACCUCUGUGUGACAAAGUACGCAGUUCAAUCACCUUUCGUAAAUCGCUGACAUUCACGACAUUGAAAUGCCGAAAAGCCAUAUGUGAUUCAGAAAUUUUCCGAUUUUCUUUGCGUUUGUGAAAAAAAUAUGUGAAUUAUUGAUUUUUGCGGCGGGCAGCUGUUUGUAUUAAAUAACUGUAAACCAAUAUGCAUGCAUAUAUACAUAAAAUACCGUUGUGUUCUACACAUGCCUCAGGGUAGCAGUAAAAUGGAUCGCUACGAGAAAUUGAGUAGACUUGGCGAGGGUUCUUAUGGCGUCGUCUACAAAUGUCGUGAUCGUGAAACGGGCGCCUUAGUGGCUGUCAAACGGUUUGUGGAAUCCGAAGAUGAUCCAGCUAUAAGAAAAAUUGCCUUACGCGAAAUUCGACUAUUGAAAAAUCUGAAACAUCCCAAUCUGGUCUCACUACUGGAGGUAUUUCGGCGUAAGCGACGUUUGCAUUUGGUAUUUGAAUUUUGCGAGCUGACAGUGUUGCACGAAUUGGAGCGACAUCCGCAAGGCUGUCCGGAGCAUUUAACCAAACAGAUCGUCUACCAGACAUUGCAGGGUGUCGCAUAUUGCCACAAGCAGGGCUGCCUGCAUCGUGACAUCAAACCGGAGAAUAUACUGUUGACAGCGCAGGGACAAGUGAAGCUGUGCGAUUUCGGUUUUGCGCGCAUGUUGAGUCCUGGUGAGAAUUACACAGACUAUGUCGCCACCCGCUGGUAUCGUGCGCCCGAGUUGCUUGUCGGCGAUACACAGUACGGCACCGCUGUGGAUGUGUGGGCAAUCGGUUGUCUCUUUGCGGAGCUGGUGCGCGGCGAGGCGUUGUGGCCGGGUCGCAGCGAUGUGGACCAACUGUAUUUGAUACGCAAAACUUUAGGUGACCUGCUGCCUCGGCAUAUACAGAUUUUCUCACAAAAUGAAUAUUUUAAGGGAAUUACAUUGCCAGUGCCGCCAACGCUGGAGCCGCUCGAAGACAAAAUGCCAGCGAAAUCACUACAAAAUCCGCUCACCAUAGACUUUCUCAAAAAAUGCCUCGACAAGGAUCCUUCCAAGCGUUGGUCCUGCGAAAAGCUCAUCAAACACUCAUACUUCGAUGAUUACGUCGCCAAACAGCGUGAACUGGAGCAUGUUAAUAGCCUCGAGGCGGCCGCACUACAACGACAACAACAAUUGCUGCAACAACAACAUCAGUUGCAACAACAUUUGAUGUUGCAGCCGCAUAGUCAACAAUUGCAGCCACAAUCGCAACAGCACACACCGCUGCAGGCCCAACACCACCAGCAACAACAACAGCAAACACCAUUGCUGCUGGCAGCGCAGGCGGCGCGUGACAAAUCUAAGACUUCAAACACAUCGCUUCCAUUGCUGACCAACACCCAGCUGUCGCAUCAUCAUCAGGACUAUGUGAAGUUGCAACCGAUUAAUAAAAAUGCCACAUUGCUCCAUCGCACCGAACAUCAUUUGCCAACGAUAUAGUGUAUUGCGCACGUAUGUGUCCAACAAAACACAACAAUAUCCACAACACAAAGGCAUCAACAAGGCUGCCGCUGGCCGGCUAGUAGUUGGCAUUGGCUGACAAUGCUUGCGCCGGUUGGUUGACUAGUAUUGGUUUGUUGCAACUACAUUCUGCUUUAUGUACACCAUCCGGUGUGUAGUUGCAGCAACACUUAAUUGGCGCUUUUCGUCGUGCUGGUGAAGCAUGUGGAGCAUUUCGCAACUGUUUUGAUUUUCAUCUUUAAUUGAGAUAUCUUUUUAGUUGACUUAGAUGCAUAUGUGUAUUUUUUUAUCAAAACAAAGCUGUAUAUGUCCAAUACAAAAUUUAAUUAAAUAAUAAAUAAAUAGUAAUAAUCAAUGUUCUCAAUA